Aspergillus uvarum CBS 121591 is the source of this 1254-nucleotide messenger RNA. RefSeq lists its product as uncharacterized. The record is from RefSeq and is a predicted model, not a curated record. The coding region runs from base 460 to 1254 and encodes 264 amino acids. NCBI's taxonomy places the organism in Eukaryota, Fungi, Ascomycota, Eurotiomycetes, Eurotiales, Aspergillaceae. The transcript has 3 exons.
AUCUCGGCCAUUGCCAGCUCUGUUCCAUCUCUUUUUCCGUGGAAUCUCUCGCUCGGAUCGGCUCUGUAUGGUACAACAAAAUUCUCUGCUUACCAUACCAUUGACCCACCAUUAACAGCAUCAUACGUUGACUGUUUCGUUCGCGCCAUCAGGGCAGAGAGACCGAAGCCAUUGGAUUGAUUCGCAUUGCCAGGAACACAUACAGCGGCUUCCGGAGCCCCUUGACCAGACUUUUCCCAAUCUUCGUGACGACUACCUUCGCCUGAAGCGACACCGUUCCUAGCAGCUAGAUUUCCCAAUUCUAGGACCACCGGAAUUUUUGGUCUAUCCGGUCUCCGCCUUCCACCGUCCUAUAUAGCCUUCAAAAGCACCUCCGUCCAGAUAACCUCCCGCGACUAAACCUCUCUCAUCCACUCCUCCCGAAACACCUCCCAGCCGCCGCUUCCCAGUCACUUCACCAUGGAAGACACAACAUCCACCACAAUCCGCCCCUCAGCGGCCACCACCAACCCGCCCAGCGUUGAGAACGCCUACAAGCGCAAAUGCCUUGCCCUGAAGAAGCGUCUCAACGAGAUCGAGGAAGAGAACGAACAGAUGCGCAUCCGCAACCGGCGCGGCUGGCAGUACAUCCAGAAAAUGCGCCUGGAGUCGUGCAUCUUGCUCGAGCGCCUGGCCAAGGUCACCGGCAUGACCGAGGAGGCGUCCUCGCAGGCCGGGGCCGCCGCGAACCCGGAGCUCCGGGCCCGCGCCGUCGCGCUGAUGAGCAACGCCUCGGCGUUGAAUGGGCUAGCUACCUCGUCGGAGGGGAAGAAUGGGGCCGCUGGCGGCGGCGCGUAUCUGGAUGAUGAGACGGAGGGGAGUUCAGAUGAGCAGCCUCCGACUCCCCAAGAACGACCUCUCCGCGUGAAACGAUCCCGAAAAUCCAACCUCCCCGACGGCGUCGGCGCCGACGACGAAGGCAGCGCCGCCGCCGCCGGAACCGCCAGUAAUAACGCUGCCGACAACGGCGACAACAACACCGAUAACAACGGCAGCCUGCCCCGGCUGGCCCCGGCCCCGUCCCAGGACGAUCUGAGCUCCACAUUUCGGCUUGGGGCUGGCCAGCACCCAGAAUCUGAUGAGCGCGGCACGAGUCAGAAUCCGGAAUCCGGCUCGAGAACCCACGAGAAUGAGAACGAGGCUGGUGAUGCAUCGGUGGAACCCUCCUCGACGCCGAUGGAUGUGGAUGCCAAGGAACCGAGGGAGGAGAGCUAG